Molecule: messenger RNA, 3376 nt
Organism: Marmota monax (woodchuck)
Lineage: Eukaryota; Metazoa; Chordata; Mammalia; Rodentia; Sciuridae
Gene: Krt10
Product: keratin 10
Cellular component (GO): keratin filament
Molecular function (GO): structural constituent of skin epidermis
Source: RefSeq, a predicted model, not a curated record
CUUUUUCUGGUCAAUCAAAACUUAUUGUAAGGUACUAGAAAUUAGUAUUGAGAUUAGAUUUUUUGGUUCUUGUGCUAAGAAUUUCUGUAUGCUAGUCUUCAUUAAAAAAAUUUAAUUAUGAGGAAUUUAGAAACAAAAUAACCCAGGAUUAUGUCAUAUUUCAGAUUUUUUUUGGCUAUCAUACUCGUGGUUAUAGUUUAUUGUAAGGCAAGGACACGGAGGGUUCCAAAUGUCUCAGGAUAUGGUACCUUCUCAGUGUUGAUAUAUAUGACUAUAUAGAGAGAGUAUUGCCAACCAAGCAAGUUGACCCAAGUCUCCAUGUGCAGAAAUUUUAUUAGGGCUGCAUUAGAUAAGCAUGACUGAUUGAUUGCCUACCUAGUAGAAACUCAGCCCCAGGUUGGCAGAUACAUGAUACAAAUUUCCCACUCUGAAAUCACUUGAUUGGCAUUUCUGGUGUGACCAGUUUCUACCCUACAUAUUUCAGAUUUUUUAAUGUUAAAAACAAUGAAAUCAUUAAAUUUUAAAUUUCUCAAUCAAUAUUUACUUCCAAUAUUUUAGACAAAAUAUUAAUAUAUGGGCUGGGGUUGUGGCUCAGUGGUAGAGUGCUCGCCUAGCACAUGCAAGGCCCUGGGUUUGAUUCUCAGCACCACAUACAAAUAAAUAAAGUAAAGGUAUUAUAUCCAUGUACAAUUAAAAAAAUUUAAAAAUAUAUAUUAAUAUAUUUUCACUCUCCAAAUAAAAGAUUCCCUAACAAACACACAUACAUAUAGUUUCCUAAAUUGUGCUUUUUAGGCUUUUACUUCUUAUAUGCAGCAACUCUUGGAUGCUAAUUAAAUUAUUUCCAUAUGUUUUUAUUUUCUUUUUGGUUGGUUAAAGGUUUUUACAAGAUAUUCUUACUAUAGCAUGAUUCUGGUAGUCUUCAUGCUACUUGUUGUUCCAAUUAAUUAAAACAGUUUAAAGCAUAAAUUAUUUAAAUCUUAUUUUAACCAUAAUUUUGUAGCUAAAUUUUUUUCCCCAAAACUUUGCAAACAUUCUGUGCAAACUUAAUUAAUGCUGAGGAAAAAGGAUUUUAAUAGUUGCCCAAUGUUCUUCAAAAGACAAAAAGAAUAAUGAAACAUGCUCAUCUGAACUCCACCCAUUUUUCAAUUUCAACAUAGUAAAUCUCCUGUUUUUUCUUAGGGCAUAUUCAAAAGCAUACAUAUUGGUAUUGGUUAUUACUGAAGAUAAUUUACGCAAUCAUAAGUCAAAGAUGCUAAGUUGACAAAAAGAAAACCAUGCAAGUAAGCAAACCCUAACAUCUGAGAGGCACACCCUCUCAGUAUAUAAAGGCUUGCCACUGUCCUUGGUAGCAGGCACUCCCUGAGCUCAACAGCAUCAACAUGUCUGUUCGAUACAGCUCAAGCAAGCAGUACUCUUCCUCCCGCAGUGGGGGAGGAGGUGGAGGAGGAUCAUCCCUCAGAAUUUCAAGCAGCAAAGGCUCCCUUGGUGGAGGAUAUAGCUCAGGGGGCUUCAGUGGUGGCUCUUUUAGCCGUGGGAGCUCUGGUGGAGGCUGUUUUGGGGGCUCUUCAGAUGGCUUUGGAGGAAUAGGAGGAGGUUAUGGUGGAGGUAGCUUUGGUGGAGGCUUCGGAAGCAGCAGCUUUGGUGGGGGCUAUGGAAGUGGGGGCUAUGGAGGAGGCAGCUUUGGAGGUGGCAGUUUCGGUGGGGGCAGCUUUGGUGGAGGUGGCUAUGGAGGAGGCUUUGGUGGUGGAUUUGGAGGAGAUGGUGGCCUUCUCUCUGGAAAUGAAAAAGUAACCAUGCAGAAUCUGAAUGACCGGCUGGCUUCCUACCUUGACAAAGUUCGGGCUCUGGAAGAAUCAAACUAUGAGCUGGAAGGUAAAAUCAAGGAGUGGUAUGAAAAGCAUGGCAACUCAAGCCAGUGGGAGCCUCGGGACUACAGCAAAUACUACCAAACCAUUGAAGAACUGAAAAAUCAGAUCCUCAACCUAACAACGGACAACGCCAACGUCCUGCUUCAGAUUGACAAUGCCAGGCUGGCAGCUGAUGACUUCAGAAUGAAGUAUGAGAAUGAGGUAACCCUGCGACAAAGCGUGGAGGCCGACAUCAACGGCCUGCACAGGGUGCUGGACGAGCUGACCCUCACCAAGGCUGAUCUGGAGAUGCAGAUCGAGAGCCUGACUGAAGAGCUGCAGUACCUGAAGAAGAACCAUGAAGAGGAAAUGAGAGACCUUCAGAACGUAUCUACUGGUGACGUGAAUGUGGAAAUGAAUGCUGCCCCAGGUGUUGAUCUGACUGAACUUCUGAAUAACAUGAGAAGCCAAUAUGAGCAACUUGCUGAAAAGAACAGAAAGGAUGCUGAAGCCUGGUUCAAUGAAAAGAGCAAGGAACUGACUGCAGAAAUCGAUAACAUUGAACAAAUGUCCAGCCACAAAUCCGAAAUUACUGAAUUGAGACGCACGGUUCAAGGUCUAGAGAUUGAACUACAGUCCCAACUGGCCCUGAAACAUUCCCUGGAAGCCUCCUUGGCAGAAACGGAAGGUCGCUACUGUGUGCAGCUCUCACAGAUUCAGGGCCAGAUCACCUCCCUGAAGGAACAGCUGCAACAGAUUAGAGCUGAAACCGAGUGCCAGAACGCUGAAUACCAACAACUCCUGGAUAUUAAGAUCUGACUGGAGAAUGAAAUUCAAACCUACCGCAGCCUGCUAGAAGGAGAGGGAAGUUCCAGAGGCGGAUCCUAUGGCGGCGGAUGCGGCGGGGGAAGUUCUGGCGGUGGCUACAGCGGCGGCAGCUACGGGGGCAGUUCCGGCGGCGGCCACGGCGGUAGCUUCGGUGGCGGCAGCUCCGGUGGAGGUGGUCACGGCGGCAGUUCCGGCGCCGGCGGCGGCGGCAGCUUUGGCGGUGGCAGCUCCGGCGGAGGCCAGAGCGGAAGCGGAGGCUUCAAAUCCUCCUCUUCCAGGUCCGCUGGAGAGGUCUCAUCUAAGGGACCAAGGUCAGCAGAAAAUCUCUGGGAUACUAACAAAACCAGAGUAAUCAAGACAAUUAUUGAAGAAGUGACACCUGAUGGUAGUGUUCUUUCAUCUAUGGUUGAAUCAGAAACCAAGAAGCACUACUAAUAAGUAGCAUCAAGACGAAAGAGUCUCCCUUCGCACAGGCCAUUAUAUAACAGAUGCAUGGCAAAAUGUUCAACACUUCUGUCUUACUGGUCUGUGGAAACAGGUUCACUCCUUGAAAAUAAGGUGUCUAAAAGGUGUUUUGUGAUUUCUGUAGUUCUUCUUUUCACUUUGCCAGAAAGUGUUUUUUCAUGGAAAAAGAAAAAAGAAAACCUUUCUGUUCUCAUUUACUAAUGAAUUUCAAUAAACUUUCUUGCUGAUGCAAACUA